Messenger RNA from Diprion similis, 884 nucleotides. Its product is annotated as NADH-quinone oxidoreductase subunit B 2-like. The transcript has 3 exons. Bases 105 to 770 code for a protein of 221 amino acids. Gene Ontology annotation, molecular function: 4 iron, 4 sulfur cluster binding; quinone binding; NADH dehydrogenase (ubiquinone) activity. Gene Ontology annotation, biological process: electron transport coupled proton transport; mitochondrial respiratory chain complex I assembly; aerobic respiration. NCBI's taxonomy places the organism in Eukaryota, Metazoa, Arthropoda, Insecta, Hymenoptera, Diprionidae. The record is from RefSeq and is a predicted model, not a curated record.
GUGCUGCACUCUGAACGGAGGUGAGAUGAAGAUGCGCAUAUUUUCUCCGAGCAGCUAGCAGACAGCAGAAACGCUCUGACGUCAGUGCACGGUCGAGCCAAAAGAUGUUGCGUUCAAUUGUGUUAAAUCGCAGUGCACAACAAGGCCUCGCAGCCUUUGCACGCCAAAAUGGAUUGGCACCAGCAGCGACUCAGGUUCGAUCUGUAGAAACUGCACCGCAAGUAAAGGAUGGCGGGAAGCUGGCAGAGGCGGAAAGUAAGAAAGUUCCACGUCCUUACAGUCCGUUCCAAGAGACCAGCAACUGGGCAGAAUAUGCAGUGGCCCGUUUGGACGACUUGCUGAAUUGGGGUCGCAAAGGAUCGUUGUGGCCCAUGACUUUCGGCUUGGCUUGCUGUGCCGUUGAAAUGAUGCACAUAGCCGCCCCGCGAUACGAUAUGGACAGAUUUGGUGUGGUCUUCAGAGCUUCGCCCAGGCAAGUUGAUGUCAUGAUUGUCGCUGGGACAGUGACAAAUAAAAUGGCUCCAGCAUUGAGAAAGGUUUACGAUCAAAUGAUGGAACCACGCUGGGUCAUUUCUAUGGGCAGCUGUGCUAACGGUGGCGGAUAUUAUCACUACAGUUACUCGGUCGUCAGAGGCUGCGACAGAUUAGUCCCUGUUGACAUAUACGUACCUGGAUGUCCCCCAACCGCAGAGGCUUUGUUGUACGGCAUUCUGCAAUUACAGAAAAAAGUUAAACGUAUGAAGUCUCUCCAGGUCUGGUACAGAAAGUAACUCGUGUAAAUGAAAUAAAAUGUAAUGGAAAUAAUUGAUAGUUGAUGAAGGAGAUAAUGUACUAUUGUAUAUAAAUUAUUAUGAAUUAAAUAAAGUGAAGAAAAUGAGAUUAAA